ACAUUAGCUGCAAUAUACCCUGUGUAUAUUUAUUUAUUUGCGUUAUACAAAAGAAGACUAUUUAAAAAUGGUUCCCCAAGCAAAGAAUAGGCUUAUUAUAUUGCUUGAAAAUGACAAUAACGAUAAUUUUGUAAAAUGUUGUUUUAAAGCUUUUAGUAGUGUGUCGUGUAAUUUACGUGUAUUCCUAACAAUGAAUUCAUUUGUUAAUUAAUGUUAUAACAAGGAUGUUAAAUUGUCUCGUCUUACUCCUCCUGUUUUCGAAUUGCUAAAUUUACACCUGGUGUGGCAAUCGCUAAAUAACUCCUGUGGUUUAACAUAUAUCUUUGUAUUGUUAUUAUUAAUUAAAAAAACUAUGAAAGUACUAAUUCGUGUUAUCACCCCAAAACCAUAUUUUUAAAUUUGGAGAUAUUGGGCAAUAUGUGCUUGAAUGGUCCUGCCCCACAGUACUAUAUAACCACAAAGUAUUUUUAUAUGCCGAAAAGUUGCUCUUUUUAGAAUUUAGAUCAUGCUAUUUUUCUAAGUUUGUAUUUGUAAAAAAAUGUAUUAUACUCCCACAAUCUGAGCUCUAUUACCGUUAUUGAAAAUUAAGUUUGACAGUAAAACCGGUGUAAAUGCGUGUUGUAAACAAAAUGUACAAUUAAAAUUAGUUACAGUUUAUUGAAGUGUAUAUGUAAAUCAAGCGGACGUAUAAGCAUGUACUGCUGUGAUUCUGUGUAACCAUGUAUGACGUUGUGUGUGCGUAUCAGAUACAUUUUUUACGAAAUAAGUUUAUACAAGAGAGCACAGAUCUUCAUUUCUUAUUAUUUGGCUGACACCUCUCAAACUAAUCAUUGUAAUUACAAAGUAGUUUCGUGUAAUAGCAUCUUACGUUGUUGUUUAAACUUAACUGUAAAUGGAGCAAGUCAGAACACUGAUUUUGUUGUUGUACAUUAGCUACAGCACAGCAGCAUCAGUAACAACUUCAAGUGGAACCUGGCAGGCGCUUCUUUCUUCUAACAACCCAAGACUUUAUCUUUCAAUAAAGUAUGGAGAAUGUCUCUCUACUACCCCUUUUGGAAUAGACGUUGAAGCAAAAACACAUGAUCAGUCAUUGCCUUUCAAAUUCAAAGUUACCGUGGUAGAAAUAUUAAAAUCUUUGUUCAUUGUCAGUAUUGAAAGAAUUGAUAAAACUGAGGGAUGGUCGGAAACUCUAAUCAAAUUUGAUUGGCAACUUAAAUUCGGACAGGGCGGUGUUGCUUACAAGAACAGAUACAUAAAGCUGCUGUACACGGCUGUUUCUUUUGCGUAUAGCCGUUCCCGGUCUUUUACACAAUGCAGUUCAUCUGGAGGAAAAUUAGUGGAUAUUGUUGACAAGGAAAUGUAUGAUGUAAUAUACUAUUACGUCGCUACCACUUUCGAUUCUGGCAUUUAUAAUUAUGUUAAUAUUUGGACAGCAAUGAAUUUCAAUACUGAGAACGGAAACGUAACUCAAAGCAAUGGAGAACCUGGCUACAAUGAUGAUUGGAACCCUGGGUGGCCACUGGGCGGAUCAACACGUAUCGGUGUGGUUAUUUCGGUUGGAACUAAACCGACAGCAGCUCCCAACGUAGGGCUGCGAAACUUUAGUGCCGCUCAUACUGCUGUGCCACUUUGUAUGUAUUAGCAGUGGCAGUAUACUAUGCACAUACGAAUAUGAGCGGCGUGCUGAGUCACUUAAGAGUUAAAUAUUAGUGUUACUAUAUAUCCUUUAUACACCUUUAGUGCUUACAACUUAAACCCACCGUAUUGUAGAAAGGAACGAUCACACAUUGUAAUACAGGUUUAUUAUUACGAGCUAAACCUGGAUAGGUUAAAGCCAUAUACGGUUCAUAAUGUGAUUUAAAUUUAAUUACGCAAUAAUUUUCAUAGUUUUGAUUUGGUUACAUAGUAGUCGUUGAUAUAGUAGGGUGGGGGAAGAUAGAACACCUUUAGCACAUAACAUCCAAAUAUCCCGAUCGUGUUUUGGACAACGAUCUAUGGGAGUUGUGAUGAUAUAGUUUCAUAAUUCUUUGAAUGUUCUUUGUUUACUACGAAUUGGAACGAGAAAAUAGAGUUAAAAAGUAUCCUGUCUCCCCAAGCACCCUAACAAAUUAAAUAGACGAUCAUACAAUUUAUCGUAACCUGACAUAAUGGUCAUAAGGGCCCUAAUAAAUGGUAUAUUUCAAGACGAAUUUAAUAAGAGCAUUUAUUACAGUUUUAUUAUAGGGGAAUUUAUUGCAGUUUUAUAAUAGGGGAAUUUAUUACAGUUUUAUUAUAGGGGAAUUUAUUACAGUUUUAUUAUAGGAGCAUUUAUUACAGUUUAUAUAAACAGAUCCUAACGUAUAAGUAUAAUGGUAAACUGACAAACAUACCGGACAGAGCGAUUUAUGACUUCAUGUACAAUAAAGCUUAUUUGUUUAUAAUGCAUAAUAAACAGUAGCAAUAAUUAUUAUUUAAUCUUUAAUUUAGACCAAAAAACCACCCCGGAAUAUUAGAGAACAUGACUACAAAGAAUAGCUUUUAUAGC
This is a messenger RNA of Ciona intestinalis (vase tunicate), 2524 nucleotides long. The record is from RefSeq and is a predicted model, not a curated record. Lineage: Eukaryota; Metazoa; Chordata; Ascidiacea; Phlebobranchia; Cionidae.